UGCCCGGCGCGGGGAGCGGCGAGCGCAGCCAUGCCCCAGGCCGCCUCCGGGGCAGCAGCAGCGGCGGCCGAGGCCGGGACGCGGGCGGGGGGUGACCGGGGGCCGGCGGCGGCCCGGGCGGGACGAUGAAGCGGCAGAACGUGCGCACGCUGGCGCUCAUCGUGUGCACCUUCACCUACCUGCUGGUGGGCGCCGCGGUCUUCGACGCGCUAGAGUCGGAGCCUGAGAUGAUCGAGCGGCAGCGGCUGGAGCUGCGGCAGCAGGAGCUGCGGGCGCGCUACAACCUCAGCCAGGGCGGCUACGAGGAGCUCGAGCGCGUCGUGCUGCGCCUCAAGCCGCACAAGGCCGGCGUGCAGUGGCGCUUCGCCGGCUCCUUCUAUUUCGCCAUCACCGUCAUCACCACCAUCGGCUAUGGCCACGCAGCGCCCAGCACGGAUGGCGGCAAGGUGUUCUGCAUGUUCUACGCGCUGCUGGGCAUCCCACUCACGCUGGUCAUGUUCCAGAGCCUCGGCGAGCGCAUCAACACCUUCGUGAAGUACCUGCUGCACCGCGCCAAGCGGGGGCUGGGCAUGCGGCGCGCCGACGUGUCCAUGGCCAACAUGGUGCUUAUCGGCUUCUUCUCAUGCAUCAGCACACUGUGCAUUGGCGCUGCCGCCUUCUCCUACUACGAGCACUGGACCUUCUUCCAGGCCUACUACUACUGCUUCAUCACGCUGACCACCAUCGGCUUCGGCGACUACGUGGCGCUGCAGAAGGACCAGGCGCUGCAGACGCAGCCGCAGUAUGUGGCCUUCAGCUUCGUCUACAUCCUCACCGGCCUCACGGUUAUCGGCGCCUUCCUCAACCUCGUGGUGCUGCGCUUCAUGACCAUGAACGCCGAGGACGAGAAGCGCGACGCCGAGCACCGCGCGCUGCUCACGCGCAACGGGCAGGCGGGCGGGAGCUGCGGCGGCGGGGGAGGCGCGGGCGGCAGCGCGCACACCACCGACACCGCCUCGUCCAGCGCGGCGGCGAGCGGCGGGGGCGGCUUCCGCAACGUGUACGCCGAGGUGCUGCACUUCCAGUCCAUGUGCUCGUGCCUCUGGUACAAGAGCCGCGAGAAGCUGCAGUACUCCAUCCCCAUGAUCAUCCCGCGGGACCUCUCCACGUCCGACACGUGCGUGGAGCAGAGCCACUCGUCGCCGGGAGGGGGAGGCCGCUACAGCGACACGCCCUCGCACCGCUGCCUCUGCAGCGGGGCGCAACGUUCCGCCAUCAGCUCCGUGUCCACGGGCCUGCACAGCCUGUCCGCCUUCCGCGGCCUCAUGAAGCGCAGGAGCUCCGUGUGAACGCCCCGCGGGGCCUGGAGCACCCGGGAGCGCGGGCGGGGCGGGGCUCCUGCCCCAAGGAGCAGCAGGGGUUGGCGAGGGGGCCUCCUCAGCCGCCUUUAGCCCGUGGGGCGCCCCCCCACACCCCUCACCACCUUUCCCCAGCCCUCCCCCAUCUCCGACUGUGCCUGCUUGCACCAGCCGGCAGGAGCCGGGGCUCUGAGGACCCCUGGAGCCCCCAUCUGCGCCCUGCAAAUUCCGAGAAAUGUGAAACUUGAGAGGGGAGGUGUAGUGGGGAGGGAAGCCAGAACCUGGGAGCCUCCCAUCACUUUGGAAAUCUAAGGAGCUCCCCAGUCCUCAGAGGCCCUGUUGGUACCCAGACCUCCCCCACCCCCCACCCUAUAUCCGGAGGGGACUUCGUGUUCCGUAUACGUUUGCAUCUCUAUUUAUACCUCUGUCCUGCUAGGUCUCCCACCUUCCCUUGGCUCCAAAAGCCAGGGUGUCUUUGUCCAGGUCACCCCCACCCAGUCCACUCCCCUUUCUCAUCCCCAGCUGUGUCUCCCAACCUCCAGCGACCCUCUGUGUUGUUUUGCAUGGCUUUGCAGUUAUGGAGAAAGUGGAAAACCAGCAGUCCCUAAAGCUAGUCCCCAGAGGGCAGGCAGACAGAAGGAAGGACAGACAGGCUGCAGAAAGAGGAGUGACCCUCCAGGCUGCAGGGUGGUCCCACUGGCAGAUGAGAGCUAACUGGAUUCCAGUCACACUCUCAGAGUGGUCAAGGGGAAUCCAGCCUUCCAGAUACUACCCUUGGAAUCAAACAGAAAACUUCAUACUUGCCAUCCUGGCCACUACUGACAAUUACCAACUCUGACAGCUGUGGAAUGGGUUUUAGCCUCCGAAAACCCUGUCCUGACUACUCAUCAUUUGGUUCUUACAACACUCCAGUUAGGUCACCAUGGCAGGAGCCCUCAUCCCCACUUUACAAAUGACAGUGAGACCCAGACAGGUGACGUGACUUGCCCAAGGUGACAGAGAUAGCAAAAGGCAAAGGGGAACAAGAACCCAGGCUACUUGUUCCCAGCUUGAGUUCCCUUUCCUUCCGACUCCUCUGCCCACUCCUGAAAGCGAGCCUCCUGCCCUGUACACUGGCAUCGUGUGGGCAACUAGGUCCUGAACCAGACCCAGAGGCCAGGCCUGAGCCAGUGCUGGUACUCAGCCUCUAUUCCACUUGGCGAGGAGGCAGGACUCUGAAUGGGCCCCCGAGGCAGGGUAGGACACCUCAGUCUCUAGACUCCCUGCUUACAAACAGGGAAGUCCUCGGGACCAAAGUAAGAAAGGUGGCAUCUCACCCAGAAAAGGCCAGGAGCUGGGGUUCUAGGAGUUUGGGAAUCGGGCAGAGUGAUCUGAAGAGCUGGCGGGGAUAUCCUACUGGGACAUUAUCCCUGGCGCCACAGCCCAUGUUGGUGCCUGUGUCCCAAGUAGCUAGAGAUAAGCUAAAGCUGCAGCAAGUAACACCCCUCCCAGGUGGGGUGCUUGGACAUGGUGUGCCCACUGCCUCUCCCCCCCUGCAACCCAGAAGCCCAGAAGCAGAUGGAGGUGAGACCCUAAGCUCCACUGUGGGGACACACAGCUAGAGCUGCUACCUUGACUCAGGACAGCAAAAGGGGUGGGUGAGGGGCCUCUCCCCACUCAGUACUGCCCUCCCAUGCUGUUCCCAUGUCAGCUCCUUAACACUGCUGAGCAAGGCCAGUCCUGGCAUUCAGGAAAGAUGGAGUAGGGGGCCCACAGGGUGAUCAGCCUCAGCCCCACCCAGCCAUCUGCUCAGCCUCUGGAAACCCCUAGGAGAGAAGAAGUCUGGCCUGGCCUGUGUGUGAGUCCUGCCUCACUGGGAGGAGCUGACUGUCCACAUGCCAAGGAGAACAGGGCCCAGGACCCAGGGGUGUCCUCUGUGUUUAUGUCGGGGUGGGAGGCACUGCUGGAUGCCUCUGUCCUGUGUGUGACCCUGCCCUCGAGGGGUCCUGUCCUGUCAGUCCCGAGGGAGCCACAACCAAAGUUGCAGGGAAAUGGUGGGGAAGGAGGCUGAAUGGCCCUGGGCUGAGCGUGGCAGAUGGCUCCGUCUCAGCUAGGUCUUUCCCAGGGUACUGGAAGGCCAGUGUUGCUUCCCCCUCACCCCUCCCACUGCAGGCAGCCUUUCUGCUUCCCCAAUGCCUUAUGCCUGGGCACACUGCCACAGAAUAUGCAAUAUGUGUGGGUGACAUGCCCCCACACCCACACCCCCACCCCGGGCAGCCCCUGGACCCCAAAGGCUGCGGCUGCCAUCGCCUCCCUUCAGCCCCUCCUGCCUAUCUGUCUUCACACUGAGAAUGGCGCCUAAUAAAUGCUGUCAUGGAGACCAGG
This is a messenger RNA of Rhinolophus ferrumequinum (greater horseshoe bat), 3701 nucleotides long. RefSeq names its product potassium two pore domain channel subfamily K member 3 (gene KCNK3). The coding region runs from base 126 to 1328 and encodes 400 amino acids. Gene Ontology annotation, biological process: potassium ion transmembrane transport; stabilization of membrane potential. Gene Ontology annotation, molecular function: potassium ion leak channel activity; open rectifier potassium channel activity. Gene Ontology annotation, cellular component: membrane. The transcript is spliced from 2 exons. NCBI's taxonomy places the organism in Eukaryota, Metazoa, Chordata, Mammalia, Chiroptera, Rhinolophidae. The record is from RefSeq and is a predicted model, not a curated record.